This is a messenger RNA of Pelecanus crispus (Dalmatian pelican), 486 nucleotides long. The record is from RefSeq and is a predicted model, not a curated record. Lineage: Eukaryota; Metazoa; Chordata; Aves; Pelecaniformes; Pelecanidae.
CAGACAUGGAGGCUCAGAGCCCCGGGCCCAGCGUGUCCGGGCCGCCAUGUACCCCGAGACGGUGGAGGACCGCUCCCUGCUCAUCACCACCCAGCUGGAAGGGCAGCAGACCAACGUGCAGCGCCUGGCAGAGCCCUCGCAGAUGUUGAAAUCGGCCAUCGUGCACCUCAUCAACUACCAGGACGAUGCCGAGCUGGCUACCCGCGCCAUCCCGGAGCUCACCAAGCUGCUCAACGAUGAGGACCCGGUGGUUGUCAGCAAAGCGGCCAUGAUCGUCAACCAGCUCUCCAAGAAGGAGGCGUCGCGCCGUGCACUGAUGCAGUCGCCCCAGAUCGUGGCGGCGGUGGUCCGCACCAUGCAGAACACCAGCGACCUGGACACGGCCCGCUGCCCCACCAGCAUCCUGCACAACCUCUCGCACCACCGCGAGGGCCUGCUCUCCAUCUUCAAGUCUGGUGGCAUCCCGGCGCUUGGCAGAAUGCUGAG